GGCCGAGCGCGGGCGGCGGCGGCGGCGGCGCGCGCCGGCCUCCUCCUCCUCCUCCUCCUCCUCCGCCUCCCGCACUCGAGCAGCCGCCGCCGGCCGGACGGGCGCCGCUCCCGCCGCCUCCGCUCCGCCCGCUCGGCCGCGCCGCCCGCCCCUGCCUGGCAUGUCGGCAGCCGUGGCGUGCGUGGAUUACUUCGCCGCCGACGUGCUCAUGGCCAUCUCCUCAGGCGCCGUGGUGCACCGCGGGCGACCGGGCCCCGAGGGCGCGGGCCCGGCCGCUGGCCUGGAUGUGCGCGCGCCGCGCCGCGAGGCCGCCCCGCCCGGGCCCCCGGGGCCGCCGCCGCCGGCCCCCGCCGUCCCGGGCCCAGGCCCGGGCGCCGCCGCCGCCGCACCCCACCUGCUGGCCGCUAGCAUCCUGGCCGACCUGCGCGGCGGGCCCGGCGCCGCUCCGGGGGGCGCCUCGCCCGCCUCCUCUUCUUCGGCCGCCUCGUCCCCGUCCUCCGGCCGCGCCCCCGGCGCCGCGCCCGCCGCCGCCAAGAGCCACCGCUGUCCCUUCCCGGGCUGCGCCAAGGCGUACUACAAGUCCUCCCACCUCAAGUCGCACCUGCGGACGCACACAGGUGAGCGCCCCUUCGCUUGCGACUGGCCGGGCUGCGACAAGAAGUUCGCGCGCUCCGACGAGCUGGCCCGCCACCAUCGGACGCACACGGGCGAGAAGCGCUUCCCCUGCCCGCUCUGCUCCAAGCGCUUCACCCGCAGCGACCACCUGACCAAGCACGCGCGCCGCCACCCCGGCUUCCGGCCGGAACUGCUCCGGCGCCCGGGCGCCCGCAGCACCUCGCCCAGCGACUCGCUGCCCUGCAGCCUGGCGGGCAGCCCCGCGCCCAGCCCGGUGCCCAGCCCGGCCCCCGCCGGCCUGUAGAGCCCCAGUCCAGCCGCCCUGAGCGCGCCCCCGCUGGGCCUGGGCAUGGAGCACCAGCAACACGCCUACUGUCCCGGCCCGGGGCGGGGAACGGACUGACCGCCAGCCCGGCCCCUUCCAGUGUCCCCCUGAGGGCCCCCCAGAUGCCCUUGCCCCCUCGAGAAAACAAGGAGGGGUCUGAGACUGGACCGGGGUCAUCCGGGCCUUGGAGUUUGCUCUCGGGAGGGGUAGUGGCCCCGUGUCUGUAUAUAGCCAUGAUCGUUAACUCUCUUCCCAGCUGUUAAACAGGGACCCUGGGUGGGUGGCCAGGAGGCGUCCCCCUUCCCCCUUCGCCACCUCCCUGCUUUGAGGGACGUGUGGGCCUUGGGGGGAGGUGGCCCAGGAAAGGCACCCCCUAACCGGUGUUCACACUUGGUCCCCAGGCCCCUCUGUCCACGUUGGGAUGAAGUAUGCAAAGAGCCAUAGGUGAACCAGGGGUUACCACGGGCUGCCUCGUGUCCCCCCAUCCCCCGCCCCGGGAGCCCCUCACCCCCCCGAAAGCCAUUGGAGACGUUCAGGGAAACGGGGUGUGGCCCGGCCGCCCCCUUCGGGUACUCAAUCUCAGGUGUCCACAGGUUCUGCCCCACUGCUCACGGGAGGGGCCCCUCAGCUCCCCAGCCUCGAGGGCUGGGUGGGUGGGGACGGGGGAGGUCGUAGGGUUUCCAUAGGGGUACCGGUUUUGCUU
Molecule: messenger RNA, 1643 nt
Organism: Balaenoptera ricei (Rice's whale)
Lineage: Eukaryota; Metazoa; Chordata; Mammalia; Artiodactyla; Balaenopteridae
Gene: KLF16
Product: KLF transcription factor 16
Exons: 2
Coding region: 161-919 (252 amino acids)
Biological process (GO): regulation of transcription by RNA polymerase II
Molecular function (GO): RNA polymerase II cis-regulatory region sequence-specific DNA binding; DNA-binding transcription factor activity, RNA polymerase II-specific
Source: RefSeq, a predicted model, not a curated record